AUGGGCAUCGAACAUUUUUGGAACGUUGUCAACGAAACGGGUAAGGAGAGGUCGCUGGCUCGAUGGGCUGCAGAUCAUCUCAAGGAACACGGGCGACCGCUGCGGAUAGCCAUUGACGAGGCCCAUUGGAGAUUCAAGAAUAUUACGGAUGCGAAGGAGGCCGAAAUUCAACAGAGUUCGUAA
This is a messenger RNA of Colletotrichum spaethianum, 183 nucleotides long. RefSeq lists its product as uncharacterized. The coding region runs from base 1 to 183 and encodes 60 amino acids. The transcript has 2 exons. Lineage: Eukaryota; Fungi; Ascomycota; Sordariomycetes; Glomerellales; Glomerellaceae. The record is from RefSeq and is a predicted model, not a curated record.